CUCUGGGCCGCGCUCCUCGCUCGUCCUCCGACUCGGCUCCGGUUGUGAGUGGCUUCCCUGCCCGCGCCCAGCGCCGACCCGCCGGGCUCCUCCUGCCGGACCCAGCAUCUCGGCUCUCCGGGGCCGGACCGAGGCCGCCAGCAGCGCCGCGGGGUGUGGGGCGGACCCAGGAGAUGAAAUGACAACGUCAACCCUCCAGAAAGCCAUUGAUCUGGUGACGAAAGCCACAGAAGAGGAUAAAGCCAAGAACUACGAGGAGGCGCUACGGCUGUACCAGCAUGCCGUGGAGUACUUCCUGCACGCCAUCAAGUAUGAGGCUCACAGCGACAAGGCCAAGGAGAGCAUUCGAGCCAAGUGCGUGCAGUACCUAGACCGGGCAGAGAAGCUGAAGGAUUAUUUAAAAAACAAAGAGAAACACGGCAAGAAGCCAGUGAAAGAGAAUCAGAGUGAGGGCAAGGGCAGUGAUAGUGACAGCGAAGGGGAUAAUCCAGAGAAGAAGAAGCUGCAGGAGCAAUUGAUGGGUGCUGUUGUGAUGGAGAAGCCCAACAUACGGUGGAAUGAUGUGGCUGGGCUGGAGGGUGCCAAGGAGGCCCUCAAAGAAGCUGUCAUUUUGCCAAUUAAAUUUCCACACUUGUUCACAGGAAAGCGUACCCCUUGGCGAGGGAUACUGCUCUUUGGACCCCCUGGCACAGGGAAAUCAUAUCUGGCCAAAGCUGUGGCAACAGAGGCCAACAACUCCACCUUCUUCUCUGUGUCCUCCUCUGAUCUGAUGUCUAAGUGGCUGGGGGAGAGUGAGAAGCUCGUGAAGAACCUCUUUGAACUGGCCAGGCAGCACAAACCCUCCAUCAUCUUCAUCGACGAGGUGGACUCCCUCUGUGGGUCUCGAAAUGAAAAUGAGAGCGAGGCUGCCCGGAGGAUCAAAACAGAGUUCCUGGUCCAGAUGCAGGGGGUGGGGAACAACAACGAUGGGACUCUGGUUCUUGGUGCCACAAACAUCCCCUGGGUGUUGGAUUCGGCCAUUAGAAGGAGGUUUGAAAAACGUAUUUAUAUCCCAUUGCCGGAGGAAGCUGCCCGUGCUCAGAUGUUCCGGUUGCAUCUGGGGAGCACUCCCCACAACCUCACAGAUGCCAACAUCCACGAGCUGGCCCGGAAGACAGAAGGCUACUCGGGUGCAGACAUCAGCAUCAUUGUGCGGGACUCCCUCAUGCAGCCCGUCAGAAAAGUCCAGUCAGCAACGCACUUCAAGAAGGUCUGUGGCCCUUCCCGCACCAACCCUAGCAUUAUGAUCGAUGACCUCCUGACUCCAUGCUCACCAGGGGACCCAGGAGCCAUAGAGAUGACUUGGAUGGAUGUCCCUGGUGACAAACUCUUAGAGCCUGUGGUUUGCAUGUCCGACAUGCUCCGGUCUUUGGCUACCACCCGGCCCACGGUAAAUGCAGAUGACCUCCUGAAAGUGAAGAAAUUCUCAGAGGACUUUGGACAGGAGAGUUAAAAGCUUCUUCACGUGGGUGAUGGUGAAGUAGCAGGAAGCACUGCUAAGGCUGAACCCUCCUAGGAGUGAACCUAUGGGCUUGGACCACCAGCACACGACCCAACAUCAUCUACAAUAAACCUACUAACACGGGCAGAGGAACAUCCUCCUUUAAAUGCAUUCUCUGCAAGUCACUUCUCACCAGGGAACUCUGAUCUGAACUUUUGCCUGCAUUGGCUUUCACUGCAGAAGUGGAUUUCUGAAACUUUCCAUUAGCUCAAGCUGUUGCUUUGUAUGUGUGGCUUUUGUGGCUGAUGCGCACUGUACCUACUUGGGUGGAAGAGACUUCCCUUACUGGAAAUGGAAGGAUUUGUUGCUGCUGAUCAACAUCACAAAAGCACCACUAAGGGGAACCCCUGAAGACUAAGGAAGCACCAGAAUGUGGGAGGCCACAGGAGCUUGUGAACACUGUCCAAGUGAAAGGAGGCCCAACCAACUCCUUCAUACAGACCUAGUACUUUCAGUGUAACAAGAGCUUUCUACAAACUUCUGAGAAGGCUGAGUCUCCAACUCCUCUCCAAAGUCUGACGAGCUGGAACCAGUUCUGCGUGGCUGCAUGGACCUCUCAGAGAAAGCCAGAGAGAAGGGGUCUUCCCUGGGCUGCUAUUUAAAACACUUCUCUCUGAGCAACUUAAUGGACUUCCUACCACUUGUGCACUGUGAUUCAGGGGAUUUUGUUUUCCAAUACCAGCUUCGGUAGCUGGAGUUACAGCUCAGCAAUACUUAGCACACAUGAGGCCCCAGCUUCCAUCUCCAGCACCAAAAAACAAAAAACUGCUUCCCAAACUUCCAUAUAAAGAUGGGAUAAGACUUCUGGCGUUCCUUUGACAUUUCCUUAAAGCCAACACUGUUGAGUGUGUACUAAUUUGUCUUUCAAAAUAAGUAUGACCAGCAAGGACCUGUGCUGUGACAGAAAGGGGGCUUAUCACUCCCUAUCAGUUAUCACUCCACCCAUGCGCCAUGGCCUCUGCCCAAGGAAUGAGCCAACUACCAGCUGCCCAAGAGAUUUCCAUCUUUCCUAGUUUUGGAACUGUAUCUGAGCCUGUUCAAAUAUAUGGGUACUUAAUUAUAUUAGUGCUAUCAUUAAAUACAUCUUUCAACUGGGA
This is a messenger RNA of Heterocephalus glaber (naked mole-rat), 2637 nucleotides long. Lineage: Eukaryota; Metazoa; Chordata; Mammalia; Rodentia; Bathyergidae. The record is from RefSeq and is a predicted model, not a curated record.